Messenger RNA from Cercopithifilaria johnstoni, 723 nucleotides. NCBI's taxonomy places the organism in Eukaryota, Metazoa, Nematoda, Chromadorea, Rhabditida, Onchocercidae. The record is from the annotation of a GenBank genome assembly.
AUGAGUGCAACAUUGCCAAUAUCAAAUACUACCAUGGCAAGCCGUGAUCAUUUUCAUUCAUCCAUUCCUGAACGACGAAUUCGCAAUCGAAGCUUGUGUAGCUUACUUUGUACUCCACCACUCUAUCCCGGUUAUUCAGCAAAACAUGACAAAACAUUUAAAUCCAACAUUUAUCAGCAAUCAUUGAAACCGAUAAUAUCCGAAAUAGCAACAUCCUCAAAUCCGGUAUCACAUAAUUCUGCGACGAAUGCCGAUUUUCACGCAUCUUCAACUGGAAAUAUCAUCGUAACACCAUGUCCAUUUAAGCCAUCAGAAAAUAAGGAUGUAAGUUGGAAUAGUCCGAAAAAGUGUACAAAUUCGAAGGAAUCAUCCGGUUAUGGCUCCGGAGCAUCCGAAUCAGAUCUGGAAAAUGAGCAACAAACAAAGAAGAUUUUAGAAGCUAUUAAUUCUUCUUCAAAUACUUUUAAUGCUAAUAUUAAUUGUGAUCGUUCUUCUACUAAUACUACGACGAUGAAUGAUAAUUGCGAUAAAGUUGAAAUAGUUGGACGAGCAACAACACAUAUACCAAUAAGGCAACAAAUUAAUCGUCAACAUAAGUUUGAAAAGAAUAGACGUCGAAGUGUUCCUGCCAAUCUUCGUAAUGCUUUUACUGAUGAAAUUGUUCACGUACUCGAAAUCAACGGCGUAUUUCAAUAUGAAACAGAUGCGGUAAGCUUUUUUUAG